GUCGCCUCCAAGCCCAUCAUCGAACGUAUCACCAUUCCGAGCAGUAUCAUCGAAGACAUCUCUGCGCACACGAAACGACUCCCACGAUAUGCACUCCGACCCGCUACACAAUUCGAAUCAACAUUCUUUGGCCACUACAAACUAACACACAUUUACAGCCAAUAUGGGAAAGGGAAAGCCAAGAGGUCUUUUGGCCGCGCGCAAGCUCCGCAACCACCGCCGUGAGCAGCAGUGGGCAGAUCUUCACUACAAGAAGAGACUGUUGGGUACCGCAUACAAGUCCUCGCCAUUCGGAGGUUCUUCUCACGCCAAGGGAAUUGUCCUCGAAAAGGUUGGUGUUGAGGCCAAGCAGCCCAACUCCGCCAUCCGAAAGUGCGUGCGUGUGCAGCUCAUCAAGAACGGCAAGAAGGUUACUGCUUUCGUGCCAAAUGACGGUUGCUUGAACUUCGUCGACGAGAACGACGAGGUCCUGCUCGCUGGUUUCGGUCGUAAGGGAAAGGCCAAGGGUGAUAUUCCUGGUGUGCGAUUCAAGGUUGUCAAGGUUUCUGGUGUUGGUCUCAGCGCACUCUGGAAGGAGAAGAAGGAGAAGCCACGUUCAUAGACGAUCGAUACAUGGACAACGGCUUGCGGGAAUCAUCAGGCGUUUGAAGAGCGGCAUCAUCAUGAAGACAAUGGUGUACUUCUAGCUUGGCCUUUUGCAGGACACACUGCCACGCGCACCGCAGAGGCUGACGGCUAUGCUAUAAGAGCUACGCACUAUGGAAUGAGAAUCUGACAUCCGCUGAUCAGUGUCAAGUGAACGCUCAAGCGCGGACAUAGACCGUACCAGAUGACAUACGUCGAUGAAACUCAUGUCUCCCGUCUUCUCUUAUUCUGCCC
Sphaerulina musiva SO2202 is the source of this 879-nucleotide messenger RNA. Its product is annotated as ribosomal protein S12/S23. Gene Ontology annotation, molecular function: structural constituent of ribosome. The transcript is spliced from 3 exons. Bases 164 to 601 code for a protein of 145 amino acids. Gene Ontology annotation, cellular component: cytosolic small ribosomal subunit; ribosome. Gene Ontology annotation, biological process: translation. NCBI's taxonomy places the organism in Eukaryota, Fungi, Ascomycota, Dothideomycetes, Mycosphaerellales, Mycosphaerellaceae. The record is from RefSeq and is a predicted model, not a curated record.